Messenger RNA from Nilaparvata lugens (brown planthopper), 1536 nucleotides. RefSeq names its product probable cytochrome P450 6a13. Lineage: Eukaryota; Metazoa; Arthropoda; Insecta; Hemiptera; Delphacidae. Gene Ontology annotation, molecular function: heme binding; monooxygenase activity; iron ion binding. The record is from RefSeq and is a predicted model, not a curated record.
GGUAGCACACCCGCACUCUCUGUUAUGGCCUCUAUACUGCAAGUUGAAAUUAGGAAGACUCUGGAAAUGGCUGUGACUUAUUCUAACUAUUGAGAAUUUGAGAUUCUCCCUUCACAAACUUUUACCCACUGGACUGAAUUUGAUUGGAUCUCACAUUCCAACUUCAGGCAAUGAUCGAGAUUGGCUUGCUGAUAAUAGUGUGCCUGCUCAUUUACCACUACUGCACAGCAACAUUCAGGUAUUGGAAGCAACGCAGUGUGCCAUUUGUAGAACCGACUGCUCUAUUCGGCAACUAUUACGACGUAGUCUCAUUGAAAACAUCUCCGGCCGCUUGCCAUGAAUCAAUUUACAGAAACUUUCCCAAUGAGAAAUACGUUGGAAUGUUCCAAUUGAGAACACCAGCACUGCUGAUCCGAUGUCCAGAAAUGGUCAAACAGAUUCUGGUAAAAGACUUCAACCAUUUCAUGGAUCGCGGAUUUCAUGCUGAUGAAGAACGCGAGCCUAUCACCGCACACCUGGUCAACCUUCAGGGCGAAAAAUGGCGAAUGCUGAGGCAGAAGAUUUCACCAGUUUUCACCUCUGGAAAACUAAAAGCCAUGUUUCCACUACUUGAAACAUGCUCAUCACAGUUAUCCAAUUACAUUGAGAGUGCUUUGGGCGAGCAAGACAGCAGCUUACUGGAAAUGCGUGACGUCAUGGCACGUUUCACGACAGACGUGAUCGGAUCGGUGGCCUUCGGACUGCACUUCAACUCUUUCACCGAGAAAGAAUCCGACUUCCAACUGAUGGGGCGACGUGUCCUCGACUCUUCUCAGACGUCUGUUAUCACCAAAGCGAUAAGAGUCUUUUUCCCUCAGCUGUUUCACUUCUUGAGACUCCGCACGUUUCCUGAGGAGAUAGCUACGUUCUUCCAGACGGAAACCAGGUGACAUCUCAAUCAUUACAAACGUAAUAGACAAAGUAACACAAAAUUACAAGCAAAUGACGAACUCAAAAAGACCAAUACAAGGAAGCCAUGACAAAUAUUUUUUUUAAUUUAUAAGAGUGUUAUAGCAGCUCAAGCUUUUGUAUUCUUCAUGGCAGGAUAUGAAACAUCCUCGACAACGUUGAGCUUUUGCUUGUAUGAGUUGGCCAAAAAUCUGGACGUUCAGGAAAAAGCUUGCAAUGAGAUUAAAAAAGUUCUGAACAAGCACGGGAAGCUGAGCCAUGAGGCAUUGAUGGAUUUGGACUAUUUGGAGAUGAUCCUAUUGGAAACGAUGAGGAAAUACCCACCUGUAUCAGUACUGGCAAGAGUUUGUACUAAACCCUACACGAUACCAGGGACAAAAAUAUCAAUAGAUCCAGGGACAUCAGUGGCCAUUCCAGUAUAUUCUUUCCACCAUGAUCAUAAAUACUUCCCAGAUCCUGAAACCUUCGAUCCAGAAAGAUUUUCCAAGGAGAACCAGGAGAAAUCCAUCAAUUACACGUACCUGCCAUUUGGAGAUGGCCCACGAGUUUGUAUAGGUGGGUAAACAUUUUCAAUCCAGCCCAUAUUAG